Panonychus citri (citrus red mite) is the source of this 1099-nucleotide messenger RNA. RefSeq names its product chromobox protein homolog 3-like. The record is from RefSeq and is a predicted model, not a curated record. Gene Ontology annotation, molecular function: chromatin binding. Bases 179 to 658 code for a protein of 159 amino acids. Gene Ontology annotation, biological process: negative regulation of transcription by RNA polymerase II; chromatin organization. The transcript is spliced from 2 exons. Gene Ontology annotation, cellular component: pericentric heterochromatin; nucleus. NCBI's taxonomy places the organism in Eukaryota, Metazoa, Arthropoda, Arachnida, Trombidiformes, Tetranychidae.
GUUUAGUUUCUGCUUCGGAUGUGACAACAUCAAAGAGGAAAACAAAAAUUAGCUUUAUUUUCAAUUCUAAUUACAUUUGUAUGUUAGCGUUUUAUUUAUUAAUUGUUCUCAACGUUUGUUUACUAAUUGUUUAUCUAAUUUCUUAUCAAUUUACUAGUUAAUCAAGUGAACAUAUCCAAUGGAAGGGACCAGUAAAAGUGGUGUAAGUCAAAAGGGAGAAGAUGAAUUUUGGGAAGUGGAAAAGAUUCUCGAUAAAAGGAUCAAUCAUGGUGUUGUUGAAUAUCAACUUCGUUGGUCUGGUUGGGGACCAGAAUGGGAUUCAUGGGAAACCAUGGAAAAUGUUGAUUGUCCAGAAUUAGUUUACUGGUUUGAAGAUAAAUUAAAACGUAAAAUGGCCGCCAAGGAGAGAUCCAGACAUGAACCUAAAGUUAGGCCUCUAUUUGCUCCCAAAGAACCCACUGGAUUUGAUAAAGGCCUUACGGCUGAAGCCAUUACCGGUGUAACUAAGCUCGAUAAUGAGAUUAUCUAUUUUGUUAAAUGGAAGAACGAGGAUAAACAAGGAAUUAUCCCUGGACAUGUUGCUAAGAAAAAGUGUCCACGUUUGGUCAUUGAAUAUAUGGAGAACAAUAUCCGAAGAAAUGAUCAACACAGCAAUUAAAGAGAAUAACAAUCAAAUUAAUCACCAUUAAGGCCUUUCCAGUGGAUGGGGAAUGAAUAUCAAACAAUUUCUAGUGUUUUUGAGUUUCGCUUACAACAAUCAACACAUUUGAUUAAUUCAUUUACGAAUUUUGAAAGAUUUUAUCUCGAAACCUUUUCCCGUACUUUUUUUUCUCUACCACAGGCAAUUAAUCAACUCAUCAACAAUCAGUAAUCAAUCUUCGUUUUCUUUUUCUCAUUUUCAUCUAAUUCAUUUUGAAUACGAAAUUAAUUUCAAUUGAUUAACAUGUAAUCGUUUCCGUUUCAACAUUUCCGUCCAACUUUCACCAUUGCUAAACCUUCAUCAUUACCAUUGAUUGUUUUUCUCCGUUGAAGCUGACGAUUUUCUCUUGAUUUUAUUCAAGAAUUACACCAAUUAAACUUACUAAUUGUUUUUAACUAA